Trichechus manatus latirostris (Florida manatee) is the source of this 1074-nucleotide messenger RNA. RefSeq names its product solute carrier family 22 member 9. Gene Ontology annotation, biological process: transmembrane transport. The transcript has 6 exons. Gene Ontology annotation, molecular function: transmembrane transporter activity. Gene Ontology annotation, cellular component: membrane. Lineage: Eukaryota; Metazoa; Chordata; Mammalia; Sirenia; Trichechidae. Bases 1 to 1074 code for a protein of 357 amino acids. The record is from RefSeq and is a predicted model, not a curated record.
AUGGCCUUUCAGGAGCUGUUGGACAAAGCAGGAGGACAGGGGAGAUUCCAAAUCCUUCAGAUUAUUUUCCUUUUAACAUCCCUUGGAGCAGCACACAUUCACAGUCUGCUGGAGAACUUCACUGCAGCUGUCCCUGGUCAUCGCUGCUGGGUUCAUGUUCUGGACAAUGACACAGUCUCUGCUAAUGGCACUGAGAGCCUGAACUCAGACGUCCUUCUCAGAAUCUCCAUCCCACUGGACUCAAACCUGAGGCCAGAGAAGUGUCGUCGUUUCCUCCAUCCCCAGUGGCAGUUCUUUCAGCUUAAUAGGACUUUCCCCAACAUGAGUGAGCCAGACACAGAGCCCUGUGUGGAUGGCUGGGUGUAUGACCGAAGCAUCUUCCCCUCCACCAUUGUGAAUGAGUGGCACUUGGUAUGUGGAUCCCAGAGUUUAAAAUCAGUGUCUCAAUUCAUUUUCAUGAUUGGAGGGCUGAUGGGAAGUCUCAUAUUUGGCCAUCUCUCUGACAGGUUUGGGCGGAGGUUGGUGCUCAGAUGGUGUAUCCUCCAAAUGGCUGUCUUUGGGACUUGUGCGGCCUUUGCUCCCACCUUCCUCAUUUACUGCUCACUGCGCUUCUUGACUGGCUGUUCUUCCGUGGGUGUCGUGAUCUGCAGUGGCUUGCUCAUGUCAGAGUGGACAGUGACCAAAUCCAAAGCCAUGGUACCAACACUGGCAAAUUGUGCCUCUAGUACUGGACAGAUAAUCCUAGGAGGCCUGGCUUUUGCUAUUCAAGAGUGGCGCACACUCCAGCUGGUGGUAUCUGUGCCCUUCUUUGUCUUCAUACUGCUCUCAAGGUGGCUGGUGGAUUCUGCUCGGUGGCUGAUUGUUAAUGACAAACCAGAUGAGGGCUUAAAGGAACUUAGAAAAGCUGCGUGCAUAAAUGGAAUAAAGAAUGCUGGAGAAAUCCUCACCAUGGAGGUUUUGAGACUCACCAUGCGAGAGGAUUUGGAUGCAGCACAGACCAAAACUUCUGUGUAUGACUUGUUCCGCACACCCAACCUGCGUAAAAGAAUGUGCAUCCUUUUCAUUAUGAGGUAG